This is a messenger RNA of Lolium rigidum, 861 nucleotides long. Its product is annotated as homeobox-leucine zipper protein HOX17-like. Gene Ontology annotation, molecular function: DNA-binding transcription factor activity, RNA polymerase II-specific; sequence-specific DNA binding. Gene Ontology annotation, biological process: regulation of DNA-templated transcription. The record is from RefSeq and is a predicted model, not a curated record. Bases 1 to 678 code for a protein of 225 amino acids. Lineage: Eukaryota; Viridiplantae; Streptophyta; Magnoliopsida; Poales; Poaceae. The transcript has 4 exons.
AUGAUGGAGAGGGCCGAUGAUUUAGGGCUCAGCCUCAGUCUCAGCUCAUCGCUUGCUCCUCGCACUCACCAUGUCGCCAUGCUGCUCCACGCUCCAGAGAGGAGAUUUCUGGAGAUGCCGCUGCUCCCUGCAAAGCGGAGCGAGGUCCCUGGCGCCGAUGAUUCCAGCCUGCGCGGCGGCAGCGACGAUGAGGACGGCAGCUGCGGUGUAGAUGGUUCCCGGAAGAAGCUCCGGCUGUCCAAGGACCAGUCCGCCGUGCUCGAGGAUAGCUUCCGGGAGCACCCGACUCUAAACCCGAGGCAGAAGGCAGCCUUGGCGCAGCAGCUCGGUCUGCGUUCACGGCAGGUGGAGGUGUGGUUCCAGAACAGACGCGCAAGGACGAAGCUGAAGCAGACGGAGGUGGACUGCGAGUUCCUGAAGCGCUGCUGCGAGACGCUGACCGAGGAGAACCGGCGGCUGCAGAAGGAGGUGCAGGAGCUCCGUGCGCUCAAGCUCGUCUCGCCGCACCGCUACAUGCACAUGUCCCCGCCCACCACCCUCACCAUGUGCCCCUCCUGCGAGCGCGUCUCCAACAACAACAGCAGCAACUCCACCGCCGCCGCCACCGACCGCCGAAACGCCGUCGACGGGGGCGCCAUCUGCCACCGCCCGAUCGCCAUCCGGCCGCAGCAGUCAUGAUCCACAGCGUAGCUACAUCUGCCCACUAGCUAGUUAAUCGUAGUGUACUAGCGCUAGACAGUACACCAUGCAUGUCAAAGGUAGCCAACAGUUUGCACAUUUAUUCCCGCAAAACUGUUGCAGCCCAUAUCGAUCGUUCUUGAUUUUCUUUCUUUGAUGGGAAGACGAUUAUUAGACGGAGAA